UCCACCUUGAUUCAUGUUUCGAUUCAGCUGCAAGGGCGCAAGCCGUGGCUGGGGCCGAAUACUCCCGCCGGUACUGGAUCGCUUGCUAGACCUGGCGGCUCAGCCCGACCAAUGGUUUGCUAGUGAUACGCUUCUGGCCGACAGGCGCUGGCGAAUCGUCAAGGAUCGGUUUCGCCGACUGUCAAUGGCGAGGGAAAGACACACAUACUCGCACUGCUGAUGCCUGGGGCUGGGAUGUUUGCUUCCUCACGCCUUCCCCCGGUGAUUCCUACACUUGCAACGUUACCUUUGCUCGGUGCAAUGGAUGGUCUACCGGAUGUAUCUGAGAGGAGCUUGUUAUGGAGCUCCUAGAUUGAAUACAUAUUAUCUAACGAGCCUCCUUAGCUGCACGCAAUCGGAAGGACGACAUUUGCGAUUACACCCUGAAUGGGUGCUACUAGUUGAUUGUGACCAUGGC
Molecule: messenger RNA, 457 nt
Organism: Aspergillus ibericus CBS 121593
Lineage: Eukaryota; Fungi; Ascomycota; Eurotiomycetes; Eurotiales; Aspergillaceae
Exons: 1
Coding region: 14-220 (68 amino acids)
Source: RefSeq, a predicted model, not a curated record